AGCUCCGCUGUCCUACCUGUUCUCAUCGAGUGCGGCCGAGGUGUCCUCCCAGUACAUCGAGCAGUUCCACAUGGACAGAGUCAGGUACAUGACGCCGUGCGAGGUGAUCGCUCUGGAUGGCGGGGUGCCCGGCGAGGUACUGAUCAGCGACUCCAACCUCUACUUCGUGGUGGACCGGACCGCCUCUACGGGUUCGUCAGUAGCCGGCAUGGUGCUGGGCUCGUCCGAGUGCGGCUACCAGCGCUGGCCGUGUGAGGACAUUCGCGAGCUGCACCGUCGCCGGUACGAGCUGCGAGAGUGUGCCGUGGAGCUGUUCAUGAGUACUGGACACACUCACCUCAUCACAUUCAGCACCACAGAGGCCCGGGAGCGGUUCCUGACGGAAGUGUUUACCUGUCCCGGCCUGCAGCUGGUCGAGUGCGACUCACUGGCCGACCUGACUCAGCGCUGGCGAGACGGCUCCCUGACCAACUUCGAGUACCUGAUGCACCUGAACAAGAUGGCCGGCCGGACGUUCAACGACCUGAUGCAGUACCCGGUGUUCCCGUUCGUGGUACGCGACUACCGGUCGGCCAGCCUGGACCUGAGUGACCCGGCCGUGUACCGCGACCUGCGCCGGCCCAUGGGCGUCCAGGACCCCACCCGGGAGGCCUACUACGUGGAACGGUACAAGUACCUGCAGUCGGAGAUGUUUGGCUCCCCCGAGCGGCUGGGCAUCGACGGUCCGUACCACUACGGCACACACUACUCCAACUCGGGCAUCGUGCUGCACUUCCUGGUCAGGAUGCCGCCCUUCACACAACUCUUCCUCAAGUUCCAGGACGGCAAUUUCGACCUGCCGGACCGGACGUUCCACUCUGUGGAGCAGGUGUGGCGUCUGUCCAGCUCCGCCUCUAACACCGACUUCAAGGAGCUCAUACCAGAGUUCUACUUCCUGCACGAGAUGUUUGCCAACAGUCAGGGUUUCCAGAUCGGUCGCCGCCAGUCGGGUCAGUCGGUGGACUCUGUGGUGCUGCCCGACUGGUGCCAGCACUCGGCGCGGCUACUGGUGCUGGUGCUGCGCCAGGCGCUCGAGUCGGAACUGGUGCGCCGAGAGCUGCCCCACUGGAUCGACCUGGUGUUUGGGUACAAACAGACGGGCCCGGCGGCCGUGCAGGCGGUCAAUGUGUUCCAUCCGGCGACAUACGUGGGCUACGAUAUUCACCGGUGCGAGGACGCGAUGGCUCGCCAGGCGCGGCUGACCAUGGUGCGCACGUACGGACAGAUGCCGCGGCGACUGUUCCGCUCAGCACACCCGCACAUACCCGACCGGACACAUGUUAACAUACAGCUGCCGGUGAAAGAGCCGGCGCUGCUACCUACGGUAACUGGCCUGCGCUGGGGCGAGUACGUCGGUUCUCCCGAGUGCUCCGCUCCUGCCGUGGUGUGGCAGCGGCCCCUCGGCGCUCCCGUGCGCCGUCUCCGCACCGUGCCGGCCGGCGCCGUGCUCGCCCUACCCCCGAGCACCUGCUGCACUCAGCUGUGGCGAGAGACUCGCAGACACGUGGUCACUCCGCCUCCCCCGGCUGACCAGAUCAGUUUCGCCAACUGGGGCCAGCCGGACGGCCUGGUGCGGCUGCGGCAGGCGCAGAAAACGCAGCCGGUGGUCGCGCCGCCGCCCGGCGAUAAGGUGGAUCUGUGCGCCUUCUCCGCCGGCCGACUCUGGGUGGGUCUCAGCUCGGGCGCCGUGCACGUGUACGACACGCGCCCGGCGGCGGCGGCGGCCGGCGUCCGCCUGGUGCGUCUCGGCCUUCGUCGGCUAGCCGCCCUGGAGCCGUGUGACAGCUUCUCGGUGAUGGUAGCCGCAGACCGGGGCGGCAGCAUGGCCAUCUGGGACACCAACACUCUGGAGCUGGUGCGGCGUCUCUCUGUGGCAGGCGCCGUCCACUCCCUAGCCGUCAGCCCCACAGCCGGGGACCUGAUCGUGGCGUACGGCGAGUGGGACGCCCCUGCGGCGGCGGCCUCUACACUGGAGCUGAUCACCAUCAACGGACGGACGGCGGCGCACCGCGGCUGUCCGCGAAAGGUGACGGCGGUGACGGUCUCGGCACUAACCGAGGGCCGCGCCGUGAACGUGGUCGCCGCCGGCCACGAGGAGGGCACUGUCACUCUGUGGGAUACGUGGCUGCUGCGGCCGGUAGGGGAGCCGCUGGCGCCGCCGCCGGCCGCAGUAGGACUGCAGGUCACCAGUUUGUGCUACUCAGCCACCGGUCACCUGCUAUACGUCCUGCACGGCCGGUCGGUACCACUCCCCGACCAAGCCAAACCAAGCCAGGUCCUGGUGCUGUGGACCAGUGGCGGCGUCAAACCCACGGCCCGGGCCGCCCGGUUACUGGACCUAUCCACGCGGAGGCCCCGCGAACUGCCCGCAUGGAGCUGCGACACCAGCGACGAGGAGUGAAGGGAUUUCAGGGCAGGCAGAGGGAUUCUGCUGCCGUAUCUAGUUACAGCGGACGUCUGCUCAUUGGACCGUCGUGUUCUGCAAGACUCGUGAGUUAUGAGAAGUAAGUGUUCUGUGUUCUGUGAACGUAUCUCGGCUAGUUGCAAUGCUGUGGCGCCAGCCCUCCCGCCGCUCAGGGAGCCAGGACGUACGGACUGAGAGUCGUUCCAUCAGUUGCAUAGCUCUAUCCUGUCCAUGGAAUCUGGCCAGGGGGCUGAGGCUGUGUCGGAGUGCGAUAUUUUUACGGACAGCUGGCUCCGCGAGUGUCAGCAGAGCUCCGAGGCUGUGCGAAUGGUACGAUACAUUCCUGUGUUUAUCCGGGUCAAUUAACCGAUGCUAGGAUGAUUGUAGACUGUUUUAGGGCGUGUUUGUGUGUGUUGCGAUCUGUCUGCAUGUCUGUAUCUGUUGGGUGGGAAGUGUCAGCCGUCUGAAUCAGGCAGUGAGGGAAACUGGUCGGAGUUACGGGCCGGCGGUCCCGAGGUCCGUCCACUGCGGCCCGUAUCGGGUGUUUCGCUCCGCCUGUCCGUCGCGCCGGCGCUGGUCGGUGGUGGCCGUCCGCCGGCAGUGUCUGUGGGCGCUGUGCUCUGAGGUCAGCCUCCCCGGCUCGUUGGCGCUACCUCGGGAUCCAGCGGCGACCACAGACCGGCUCACCGAUCACAAAUAGCCGACCGCUCAGGUCAGUACGGUACGACAGCGGCGAACUGACGAACGCUGCGGUGUGUGUGGGCUCAUGUCUUAACCGGCCGGGAGGGGCCCUUCUCUUUCAGAUGGUAUGCAAUAUCGCUGCGCUAUUACUGAACCGGCCCAGUUUUAUAUCAGGGUAAGAGUGUUAUGGGAGGUACGGCAAUAAUCUAUGACCGAGGGAGUUCGCGCGUGUGCGGUGUCUAUCGGACGCCGGUGAAAACAGGGCGCCGGAGGGCAUAUUAGUCACGUGAGAUUUGGAACUUCUCCCGCUCCAUGGGCCUUCUAUAUGCUAAACGUCACGUGUAAAUUUCACGAACCUUGAUCAAAUCGCCCCAGGCGUCCUGUUUUCACCGUCGUCCUCUGUACCGUGUGUUCAUUGUUGUGUGUCGAACUCAUAGCGUUAGCCCGCUGUGUAGCGCGCGUCGGACCUGUUGUGGGCACAAAGUGUAUCUGUUGGUGCUCUCUAAGGUCACAUACGCACCCUGCAUAACCCUCCUGUGUUCACUGCUUCAUUUUAUCGUCAUUCUGGAACGUCAAUUUAGUUGACUUGUUUUUAGCGUUUUCCCACUGGCUGUACGUUUAUCCUCAUCUAUCAGAAGUCAGGCAUCCAAUCAGGCAGAGGCCGUUUGGGCCGGCGUACGGGGCUGGGGCGCGGGUGGACGCGCGAUCCUCGUGUCGGCUGUUACAAAUAUAACUCAUAUCUUAUUGA
This is a messenger RNA of Amphibalanus amphitrite, 3872 nucleotides long. Its product is annotated as lysosomal-trafficking regulator-like. Bases 71 to 2440 code for a protein of 789 amino acids. NCBI's taxonomy places the organism in Eukaryota, Metazoa, Arthropoda, Thecostraca, Balanomorpha, Balanidae. Gene Ontology annotation, cellular component: cytosol; membrane. The transcript is spliced from 14 exons. Gene Ontology annotation, molecular function: protein kinase binding. Gene Ontology annotation, biological process: intracellular protein localization. The record is from RefSeq and is a predicted model, not a curated record.